This is a messenger RNA of Sus scrofa (pig), 937 nucleotides long. Its product is annotated as olfactory receptor 8B3-like. Gene Ontology annotation, cellular component: membrane. The record is from RefSeq and is a predicted model, not a curated record. Gene Ontology annotation, molecular function: G protein-coupled receptor activity; olfactory receptor activity. Lineage: Eukaryota; Metazoa; Chordata; Mammalia; Artiodactyla; Suidae. Gene Ontology annotation, biological process: G protein-coupled receptor signaling pathway.
AAUGGCUCCUGGAAAUGGUUCAUUUGUGACUGACUUCAUUCUGGUGGGCUUAACGGACCAUCCAGCUCUCCAACUUCCUUUGUUCUUGCUGUUCCUAGCAAUGUAUAUGGUCACUGUGCUGGGAAAUUUUGGCUUGAUCACAGUAAUUGGGCUGAAUUCACACCUGCACACCCCCAUGUACUUCUUCCUCCUCAACUUGUCCUUCAUAGAUCUCUGCUAUUCCUCAGUGUUUACACCAGAAAUGCUCACACAUUUUUUAUCAGAGAAGAAGAUUAUCUCUUACCUGGGGUGCAUGACUCAGCUCUUCUUUUUCGGUUUUUUAAUUCUUUCUGAAUGCUAUGUGCUGACUGCAAUGGCGUAUGAUCGCUAUGUGGCCAUCUGUAACCCCCUGUUGUAUAACAUUGCCAUGUCCCCCAAAGUGUGUUCCAGCCUUAUGCUUGCUUGCUACUUGAUGGCACUUUCUGGUGCCAUGGCUCACACUGGAUGCAUGCUGAGACUGACCUUCUGUGAUGCAAAUACCAUCAACCACUACUUCUGUGACAUCCUCCCUCUGCUCCAGCUCUCUUGCACAAGUACCUACAUCAAUGAAAUUGUACUCUUCAUUGCGUCAUGCAUCAACAUCAUUGUGCCCAGUCUCACCAUCUUUGUCUCUUAUGGGCUCAUCCUGUCCAACAUCCUUCGCAUCAGCUCCAUGGAGAGCAGGUCCAAAGCCUUCAGCACCUGCAGUUCCCACAUAAUUGCAAUUUCUCUGUUCUUUGCAUCGGGGGAAAUUAUGUACCUCCAACCAUCAUCUUCUGGGUCUAUGGAUAAGGGGAAAAUCUCUUCUGUCUUUUAUACCAAUGUGGUUCCCAUGAUGAAUCCCUUAAUUUACAGUUUGCGGAACAAAGAUGUUAAAUUUGCUCUGCGAAAAACCCUGAGGAGAAGAUUCUGGUUUUGA